Messenger RNA from Synchiropus splendidus (mandarinfish), 1502 nucleotides. RefSeq names its product bri3 binding protein (gene bri3bp). The record is from RefSeq and is a predicted model, not a curated record. Gene Ontology annotation, cellular component: mitochondrion. Bases 113 to 811 code for a protein of 232 amino acids. NCBI's taxonomy places the organism in Eukaryota, Metazoa, Chordata, Actinopteri, Syngnathiformes, Callionymidae. The transcript has 3 exons.
AUCAUCAAAGCUAGUUCCUGUUCUCCCCCACUGAGGCGCAGUGGAGUUCGCCAACCUUCCCCGUCGUUUAUGCCGCCAGUCGUCGGUUAACUUAGCCUGGAACACCGGUGCCAUGAAAGGAGUGCGUUUUUUAGUGGUUGUCUUGGUGCUGAGCGCCUGCUUCCUCUCCCCUGGCGAAGCGGCGAGGAGCAGGACCAGCAACCAAAACAGCUUCCGCCGGGCAGCUAACGGUGUUUACCAGACCCUGAGCAAUGUUUUCGGGGAAGACAACAUUCGGGGGAUGUAUAAGUUCUUCUCCAAAACGACGGAGCGGUUUGUCCAUGGGGUGGACUCUUUCAUCGACACCAUCUGGAAGGUUUGGUCGGACCUCCUGGAUGUGAUGGGCAUCGACUCAUCGAACCUUACCCACUACUUCAGCCCCACCUCGCUCGCCAACUCCCCAGCACGUGCUCUGCUUCUUGUGGCCGCCGUCCUCCUGGCGUACUGGUUCCUCUCCUUGUUCCUGGGCGGAUUCUUCUACUUGCUCCACGCUGUUUUCGGACGCUUCUUCUGGCUGGCCCGUGUCAUCCUCUUCGCCCUGUCCUGCCUGUACAUCCUGCAGAAGUUUGAGGGCGACCCCGAGCGGGCGGUGCUGCCGCUCUGCUUCAUCAUGGCUGUGUACUUCAUGACGGGCCCCGUGGGAGCCUACUGGAGGAGGGGAGGCGGUGCUGGCUCUUUGGAAGAGAAGAUCGACCACCUGGACACUCAGGUCCGGCUGCUCAACAUCAGGCUCAGUCGGGUCAUCGACGGUCUUGAACGUAAUGGAGAGUAGCGGCUUCAACAGGAAAAGAGCGUCAUACGAUUCCUCAUUUGAAAUGUCACUGGUUAGAAAACACUGUUGUCAGUGAGGGAUUUUAACAUAACUUAAUUUUACUGCUUGAAAAGAUGAGCUGAUGGAAGAGAUGUCCAUCUACCAAUACAAGGGUUUGACAGGUCUUUCCGGGGUGUUUGGUGUGAACCUUAAGGGAGGCACUCCGAAACACGAGAUUUGAUCCUGUGCUCCAUUAUUGCUAGCGCGCAAACCAUAAGCAUAUUUGUCCGUGUUUUUAGCUUGUACACCUGUGAAUAGUUCUGACAACAGCGUGUGAAGGAGGCUGACAGACCCGUCUGUCUUUUACUGAAAUCAGUUUUAAAGACAUCCCAUAAUCUUUUUAAACAGGAAGAGCCGCUCCCUCCUCUCACACCGUUCAACUUAUACAGAGCUAUAAGUGGAACGUGGUUAGAAAAUGUUUUAUUGUGUUGAAAGAUUUUAAGAAAAAGAAAACAAUGUUGGGGACCAGCUGAGAAAUAAUAUGUCAUCCUUUCCAAAUGUCCGAUAUUUAUACGUGGUAAUACAUAUUUAAUCUUUUUUUUUUUUGUUUUUUUUUGCAUCCAAGCUGAUAGAUGUAGUUGAGGUCAGUUAGUCAUCUCCCAUAGGUAGCGUAGUUUGAUCGCGUCCGUUGGUGUGUACAGUUUGCGUAGGA